This is a messenger RNA of Anopheles funestus (African malaria mosquito), 4221 nucleotides long. RefSeq lists its product as uncharacterized. The coding region runs from base 1096 to 3759 and encodes 887 amino acids. The transcript has 8 exons. Lineage: Eukaryota; Metazoa; Arthropoda; Insecta; Diptera; Culicidae. The record is from RefSeq and is a predicted model, not a curated record.
CCUGCUUUGGUUAUAAAUCAUAAUCUCUUUUGUUGUCUCGCCUUACAUUUAUCUUCUUUCAGACCUUGGGUUGAUGAAGAAUAAUGUGCAUGUGUACCUUUUGCCUAGUGUUUCUUUGUUCGCAAAACAAUCAUGAAAGAUAUCAUUCAUGAAGCGUCUUAAGGACGAUGCCAGAUGGGAUACAUUUAUGUUACCUUUUCAAGCUAUUUUUGCUCUUCUUUUAUGAUGUGAAUUUGAUAUUUAUCAUGUUUGUAUGUUUGCCAAUUUUCUUUUAUUAAAAUGCUAUAAAAAUGUAAAACAAGAUUCCUUACGCACUGUUGCAUAAAUCUCAUAAGCCAAAGCACCAAGUGCGCUAUUUUUGCCAAAUGCCAUAUUUCUUCAAAUUAUUAUAGUUUUUUUUCCGGUACGGGCUCUGUUUGUUGAUCGUUCGUUACGAAAAAAAAAUUAAAAACCGCACUAAAUAAGAACAACCAAACAAAACAAAAAAAAACUUUUUGCUUUUUCCUUGAAAAAGGUUUUCAUCUGAAUCAUAUCGUCGUCGUAAUUUUUUUUCCCACAAACCUCUGGAACAUUUGGAAGUGUUGCCUUCAUGCAAAAGGAUAAUAUCAUUCUGGCACAAGACAAGUGACGGCAAGACACUCACACACACACCAUAAAAGGAUGAAGCUGUGCUGCAACAAAUGCGGAACAAUUUCGGUUCCAAAUGCUCUCACCGUUAUGCGGCUGUUCUAUGUGUCAAGUUUGGUGGAAUGGUGUAGGUAGAAGAUGCCGCGUUACGGCAUCGUAAAAGCUUGAAGCAAUCGUUCAAAAGUAACAACGACAAGGAGAGCUAAGAAGAACAAACAAAAAACAGACACGAACCUUCAGUUCUCUUCUUGUGAGCCAGAUGUAAAAGCGAAACACGCAGAAGCAGUGUAGCGUCUGAUUCCGGUUAUGAAGUUGAUGAAACCGGUGUCUUACUCGCAUGAAGUACCGACGCUAGGAAGUGAGCCAGAAUCGCGAACGCGCUGCAGCACCGCUGCGGCAUAAGUGUGGCAAAGAUGAACGAAUGGUGACGCGGGUGACUAAAUUGAAAGUGAAAGAAAUAAGGUGCAAAUGGAUUGGCGAUCGUCACCGUGCGCUGCGUCCUUUUGCUUCCGAAGCAUUAUGGCGUUAAUCGUGGAAAGUGGCUCAAACCGACGGUGGAGUUUUUGUCACCGAACGGUGGUAGCACGGAAGACAUCCCGCCAGUGUAUGGCCACAGCAGGUUUGUGGUCAAAUUGUAGCCGUGGUUUGGUGCUGGCGUCGAUCCUUUUAGUAACUUGCCUUGCCCGACCGAUCGUUUGCAGUAGAGCGCGUGAGUUGCACUUGCAGGACUAUGCCGUUUUGUCGCGUGUAUCGACAUUAGGCAACCCGUGCGGCGAAAAGGAUGGCGCUGGUACGACCACAAACCGCCACAUACCGCCCGAAAGCAUGUUGAAACUGUCCGAACUGGUGACGCAAAGUGAUGUGAUAUUCAAAGCAUUCGCUGGCCAUGGAAACGACCUGCGGGAAGCGGCUCUCAACUUCACGUGGAUGCCAACGGGAGCGUCAGAACACCGUCAGCAGCAGCAGCAGCAUCAUCACCAGCCACGCUGGAAACCGCACCCGGUGGACGUGAAUCAGGGGGCAGGCGCAGAUUUUAUCGUACGACUCGAGCCCGGCACCGUCUACAAAGGAAAUGAACUUUUCAAACAGUUGCAACUGAACAGCUGGAAGCAUUAUUUCAUCCUUUGGAGCAAUGGUAGCGUACAGUAUACGCAUCAUGAUGAUGAUGGGCACGUUCAAGGCCGUCAGGAUGGUGAGAGUUUCAGACCGACUGGAUCAACGGUGGACACUGCCAACGGAUCGGAAGAGGAUGCAUCUACAACGGAUCAUUUUGGUCACCGCAGUGCAGAACCUAUCUCGACGGAAAAGGCCACCAAACGAGAUUGUCAAAAUAGGCAACUUCGAGAAAGUACAAAGUCAGCUGUUACGGACUCAUCUUUGGAACAUUCGCAAAGAAACGAAAAUGACUUCCAACCACCAAUACCGAUCGUCACUGACAAUUCAAUCGAUUCGACUACUCGCAACCUUGAUCCGAACCGCAUCCGUCCAGUGGAAGCUUCCUCGAACCGCGACGACCACAAGCGCAAAUCCUUGUCUGCUGCUGAACGUGUCAAUUUGCAGCAAAACGCUGGAAGCAACACACGGCACGAAGCAUCGGAUGAACGGGCCGUGCCUAAAUCGAUGGAAAAGGAUUUCAAAACCGAGGGUCAGAUUAGCCGCACGCUGAGCGAGAUACUGCCUGUUACACUGAUCGUAUUUGGGCGCCUAUCCACGGGUGGUAACGACGGGCACGGUGACGCUGAUAAGCUGCUGCUAGUCGAUCCUUACGUAGGACUUUUACGCUGGGACGAGCAGCUUGAGGAUGCCCUUUGGCAAGCGCUUGGGUGGAGUGAAUGGAGUGACUAUACCGGUUGCAGUGUGGCGUGCGGUGGUGGUGUACAACAACGGUUUCGACAUUGUUUACAGUCGGCACCCUCAGACCGUGAGGCACGGGAGACACGUACCGAAACCAUCAUACCACCGGUGGUAAAACCUUCGGUUGCUACCACGCGACACCGGCGCAAUGUUUUAAACAGUGAAAUUGAAAACCCGCCCAACCCUACCACACUCGAACGUACGCAGCCAGUUCGGUACGGUGCGUUACCAGGCGUCUCCAUCGUCGCUCGCCACUCAUCGUUCGCGGACGAUGGUGAUGGAAAGGGGAAAAGAAAACGCCAAUCAAAACAAAUGGUGACGGGUGAAAAGGAACGCAGAAUGAAGUUCCUGGAAAAGGUUAAUGAAAAGAGCAUAAUAAUGAACCCUUCAACCAGCGAACCCAUUUCAUCAGAAUCCGUUUCCCGGUGGACGCCCACGGUGCAAGAUAAAUCCGUUCCACUACACGAACGGUUGGUUGCGGAAUCUGAUGCCGAGAAGACGCAUCAUAAUCGGCAACCGGAUGAGACUGCCGAUGGCGAGGGCACGUGGCACCCUGUCUGCGAGGGUCACAAUAUCGAGCAGCGGAACUGCAACAUGUUCGAGUGCACCGGUGUAAUUAAUUUGUUGACGGCACUGACACACAACUAUCACUGGAGGACCUGGGAUGAAGCGAUCGACGAUCGAAUCAACUAUCAGAUCAAUCAGCUAGAUCAAAACUUUACCCUAAUGAUGAGUUUGCGCAUAAAGCACACUGCCACUCAACCGGCCACUGGAUAUAGUGGUCACCCUGACCAGCACGUGAACGAUGGCAACGAGUCGGAUCCUUCGUCUACAGUCCGCCCAAUCAGUGGUCACAUUUUUUCCGUACGCUCCAAGCUAACGACCGGUUCAAGUUUGUCGAUAAAUUUCGAAACCGAUGGGCACGGCGGGAUACGGGUGUUGCAGGAAAAAUACGGCCUCUCCGAAAUGCUACCUGUACGAUCGGGCAAACUCACCUUACGCGAUGGUGAUUGGCAUUCGCUGGCACUAAGUGGCCGGAAUGGUGGCUUCGUAACGGUAUACAUCGACUGUCAAUGGAUUAAUUCGUUCGUCCUGACGAAGGGCUCGAUUGAGCUGCCUCAGUAUCCAAUCGUGGAGGUUGGUCAAAAUGUGGAGCUGCGUCAGCUUACGGUUGUACCGGGUGAGAAAUCGGCCCGUUUACAAUGUAAUUCACAACCGGUUCCGAUACACGAUGUGGAAAACCGACGAGUGACGAAUUACUUUGAGCAUCUCAACUAGUGUCCGAUGAAGCGAUCGGAACAACCGAAGGAAAGGUUUAAGGCGGCUGCUAAACGGCACAGUGAAUGUUUGCUCAGUGCAACAAACACACCAAACGUCCAAAUAUUCGAUAAAAUACUGCUUUUUGCUGUAUAAAAUAAACAAUACGAAAGCCUCCCGCGGACCCUAUGACCCAUCCAUGAUGAUCGGGGUGGGUGGUUUACAUAUGUGGGAAAAAACGAAGUGUGGUACGAUUAUUUCGAUUCGAUUGCAUGGAUUGGUUUAUUUCUUAUGUCCGUAGCAAGAACGACAUCAUAGCUGAAAGCUUACAGGCGGCCUCUUUUGUCAGCAACGAUUUAAAACAAAAAAAAAACUAUAAAGGAAAGUAAAAAUGCAGCAGAAACAACAACAAAACGGGAACGGAAUACAAUAAAUAAAAAUAAUCUUGAUUGAUUGUACAGAAAUGCUAGAAAACAGUGAAAA